CAAACGUCCUCGCUUGGGACUUGUUGACAGUUGUUUGUUCUGCCUCCCCGCCGGAUUUUGCGAACACGUCGUCGCGCACAGCCAGGACGCAUACAAUUACUCCCUCCCCCGACGCCCUCGUUUUCGUCUCUUCUUUCUCUAUUUUUCUAUUUCCUGGAUAGUGUCAGGGACACUCGCGUGCAUACACAAGGACCAACUUCUCUUGAACGAUGAACUUUGAAGACGUCGAGGAUCGGGAUGGCGUUAGGUUGUCGUGGAAUGUCUGGCCGUCAUCUCGCAUAGAGGCGACGCGUACCGUCGUGCCUAUCUCGGCGCUCUACACUCCUCUCAAGCAACGCGAAGAUCUGCCCCCAGUCAUGUACGAGCCCGUGACGUGCAAGCCCCCUUGCCGUGCCAUCCUCAACCCCUACUGCCAAAUCGACGUCCGGGGCAAGCUGUGGAUAUGUCCCUUCUGUCUCUCGCGCAAUGCCUUCCCGCCGCACUACAAGGACAUCUCCAACACGAACCUUCCCGCGGAGCUCCUCCCCAAAUACACAACCAUCGAGUACACGCUCUCGCGCCCUGCCCCGGUCCCGCCCAUCUUCCUCUUCGUCGUGGACACGUGCCUCGACGAAGACGACCUCAAGGCGCUCCGCGAUGCUCUUGUUGUGUCCCUCAGCCUUCUCCCUCCGUAUGCCCUCGUCGGUCUCAUCACCUUUGGUACCAUGACCCAGGUACAUGAGCUCGGCUACGAGCACUGCUCCAAGUCCUACGUCUUCCGUGGCGGCAAAGAGUACUCUUCCAAGCAGAUCCAGGACAUGCUCGGUCUCAGCACCGCUGCCCGUGCUGCCCCACGCCCUGGCCAGCCGAUGCCCCAACAAGCGUUUGGCGCCGCGCGCUUCCUCCUCCCCGUACAGCAGUGCGAGUUCCAGCUGACGGGCAUCCUCGAAGCGCUCGCGCGUGACCCGUGGCCUGUUGCGAACGACAAGCGUGCGCUGCGUUGCACGGGCGGAGCCUUGAGCGUUGCUGUGGGCUUGUUGGAGACGACAUUCCCCAACACCGGUGCCCGGAUUAUGCUGUUUGCUGGUGGACCCGCUACCGAAGGCCCGGGUCAGGUCGUGUCCAACGAGCUCAAGGAGCCUAUCCGGUCUCAUCACGAUAUCGAGCGUGACAGCGUGAAGCACUACAAGCGUGCCAUCAAGUUCUACGAAGGUCUUGCCAAACGUGCCUCUGGUAACGGCCACACUAUCGAUCUGUUUGCCGGCUGUCUCGACCAGGUCGGUCUGCUCGAGAUGAAGUCGCUGCCCAACUCGACAAAUGGCGCGAUGGUACUUUCUGACUCGUUCGCGACGUCCAUCUUCAAGCAAAGUUUCCUACGCCUGUUCAACAAGGACGAGCAGGACUUCCUUCAGAUGGGCUUCAACGCCACAUUCGAUGUUCAGACGACGAAGGAACUGCGCGUCUCAGGUCUCAUCGGCCACGCCAUCUCCGCUGGAAAGAAGUCUGCUUGCGUCGGCGAGACCGAGAUUGGUAUCGGCCAAACGUCUGCUUGGAAGAUUAACAACAUCACCCCACGCACGUCCGCCGCCGUCUACUUCGAAGUCGUCACCCCUGCAGGGCAAGCCCUCCCGCCAGGCUCGCGCGGGCUCAUCCAGUUCGUGACGCACUACCAGCAUGCGUCCGGACAGCAGCGCCUGCGUGUGACGACGAUCGCGCGCAACUUCGCGGAAGCGGGCUCGCCCUCGAUCGCGGCGUCGUUCGACCAGGAGGCGUCGGCGGUGCUCAUGGCGCGCAUCGCGGUGUUCAAGGCGGAGAUCGAUGACUCGCCCGACGUGCUGCGCUGGCUGGACCGCAUGCUGAUCCGGCUGUGCCAGAAGUUCGCGGACUACAGGAAGGAGGACCCGGCGAGCUUCAGGCUGAGCGACAAUUUCAGCAUUUAUCCGCAGUUUAUGUUCCAUCUCCGCCGGAGUCAGUUCUUGCAGGUGUUUAACAAUUCGCCAGACGAGACUGCGUUCUAUAGACAUAUCCUGAACGAGGAAGACGUGAACAACUCGCUGAUUGCCAUCCAGCCGACGCUCAUGUCGUACACGUUCGACGUCCCGCCGCAGCCCGUCCUGCUCGACUCCGUCUCCAUCAAACCCGACGUUAUCCUGCUGCUCGACACGUUCUUCCACAUCCUCAUCUUCCACGGCGAGACCGUCGCGCAGUGGCGCAAGGCGGGCUACCAGGAGCAGGAAGGGUACGAGAACUUCAAGGAGCUGCUCGAGGCGCCCGUCGCGGACGCGCAGGACCUGCUCGGGGACCGGUUCCCGAUCCCGCGCUACAUCGUGUGCGACCAGGGCGGCUCGCAGGCGCGGUUCCUGCUCAGCAAGCUGAACCCGAGCACGACGCACAUGAGCACGGGCAUGUACGGGAGCGCGGCGGGGCAGGGCGCGGGGCAGGCGAUUUUCACGGACGAUGUGAGCUUGCAGGUGUUUAUGGAGCAUUUGAAGAGGCUGGCGGUGGGUGCGCAGACGAAUUAGAGGUGGGGAUGUGGGGUAAUGGGCUCGUGGUUGGUGAUGACGAUUUGGGACGAUAAAAUGAUGAGGGUGUUCGUGCGUGCACGACGUGGGCCGCUAUGUUUUGAUUGGAGAUGUCUUUUUCCUAGCUUAUUAUUCUUGUUCAUUCAUCGUAUUUUGGUGUUCGC
This is a messenger RNA of Coniophora puteana RWD-64-598 SS2, 2665 nucleotides long. Its product is annotated as copii coat protein. Gene Ontology annotation, molecular function: zinc ion binding; GTPase activator activity. Gene Ontology annotation, cellular component: endoplasmic reticulum exit site; COPII vesicle coat. Lineage: Eukaryota; Fungi; Basidiomycota; Agaricomycetes; Boletales; Coniophoraceae. The record is from RefSeq and is a predicted model, not a curated record. Gene Ontology annotation, biological process: intracellular protein transport; endoplasmic reticulum to Golgi vesicle-mediated transport; COPII-coated vesicle cargo loading. The transcript has 8 exons. Bases 210 to 2501 code for a protein of 763 amino acids.